GUUUGUUCAUUUCAAUGGUGGCUCAGCGGCAGAAAUCUUUUCUGCGACGGCAAAGUGAAGAAGAGCCGUAUCAGUCAUUGGUGAUUCACUAUGAAGGAAGACAUGAAGUAUUAUGGGUUGAGAAACCAAGGAGCAACAUGUUACCUGAACAGCAUUCUGCAGGCUCUGUUCAUGACCAGAGAGUUCAGAGAGGCUGUAAAAAGUUGCUCAAAACACCAUAAAGACGACAUCAAUGUUCGGCUCAAUACUUUGUUUGAAAGUUUAAAGGAAAAAACAUCAGAAACCACAGAAGUUACAAAGACACUGAGAAUUGAAAAAGUGUAUGAACAGCAGGAUGCUGGUCAGUACCUGGAGAAGAUUUUAUCUGAUGUCAGUGAUGAAGCGUCAAAGGUAUUCAAAGGAGAGCUGAUUCACAGGACUGUUUGUGAUCAAUGUGGCUCACAUACUGAUGACGAAGUGCCAUUUUUCUUUCUUUCUCUCCCUCUGAUGGAUUCUAAAAAUGGAAACUACAGUGUGGAGGACGGGAUUCAGGAGUUUUUAAAGGAUGUAGAGUUUUGUGGAGAAGACCAGAUGUACUGUGAUAAGUGUAAAUACAAACGUGACACUACUGUUAAAUAUGAACUAAAGCGUCAUCCAGAGGUUUUGAUUUUGCUGCUGAAGAGGUUUGAAUACAACUAUCAACGCAUGUCGUACAGUAAAGACAGCCGUGCUGUGGAUGUUUGUUACACCAUCAACUUACCUGAGAACCAGACAUAUGAACUGUACGCCUUGGUGGAGCACGUUGGGUCUCUGACAGGUGGGCAUUACACAGCAACAAUCAAACCUGAGGAUGAAGACAGAUGGUACGAGUUCAACGACUCCAGUGUGACACUGGUUGGUAACCAGACGUUUCAGAAAAAGUUUGAGAGAUCCCGAAGCGCCCAUCUUCUGUUUUACAGGAAAAGAAAUGCUGAAGUGGAAGAUGAAGGAACAGACGGAGAAGAAGACCAGAAAAAACUGAAAAACGAUGACGAGAGUGAAAAUGAGAGUAAAAACGACAAUACGGGGAAAAUGACUUCAGACUGUGAUAAAAAUCACAAUCAUUUGUAUUUUCCUUUGUCAGCUUUUGUACUUUUUGUAUUUGCAAUUCUCUGGAUUGUCAUUGUUGUCAUGAAGGUCCUUCCGAAUGAAUUUAUUCUCUUUGGUUUAAUCUUUCUUUUAGGGUUAGCCUUCUUACUUUGGUGGAAAUGUAUGAAAAAAGACAAACGAUUGGUUUUGUCGCAAUGUAGCCGCCAUGUUUAACCACUUGUUAGUCAGAAAUGACUAAAUCAUGAUUCACCAUAGAAUGGAUCUGCUUCACCUCUGAAACAUUAUGUUUUCAUUUUAUUCCCUUUGCUCUAAGUUACAUUACAUUAAUAUGAGAGUAAAAAUGAUUGGAUUCAGCCAGACAGUUUGACUUCAUGUGGACGCUG
Messenger RNA from Poecilia latipinna (sailfin molly), 1451 nucleotides. Its product is annotated as ubiquitin carboxyl-terminal hydrolase 47-like. The transcript has 11 exons. The record is from RefSeq and is a predicted model, not a curated record. Gene Ontology annotation, biological process: protein deubiquitination. Bases 91 to 1281 code for a protein of 396 amino acids. Lineage: Eukaryota; Metazoa; Chordata; Actinopteri; Cyprinodontiformes; Poeciliidae. Gene Ontology annotation, molecular function: cysteine-type deubiquitinase activity. Gene Ontology annotation, cellular component: nucleus; cytosol.